Messenger RNA from Nematolebias whitei (Rio pearlfish), 4266 nucleotides. It is a transcript of the gene aff4, whose product is annotated as AF4/FMR2 family, member 4. Gene Ontology annotation, biological process: regulation of gene expression. The record is from RefSeq and is a predicted model, not a curated record. Lineage: Eukaryota; Metazoa; Chordata; Actinopteri; Cyprinodontiformes; Rivulidae. The transcript has 21 exons. Gene Ontology annotation, cellular component: nucleus; super elongation complex. The coding region runs from base 309 to 3665 and encodes 1118 amino acids.
UCCAGUCCUGUCUGUUGUACCUGCUGGCUGCUUAACUUAGCUAGCAGUCUUACCUAUCUGCCACUUCUAUUUAAGAGUAAUAAAAUUAAACGAGAAAGAAGAUGAUUUUGCCUUGUUUUCCGCACGAUGUACAGUUGACACGCAAGGAAAACACGAAGACCUUCAGUUCAGUUUUAGUAUUUUAAGUGUUAAAGCGUUUCGCUGAGUCCAUUUUUUUUUGCGUGUAUUUGGAAGUGGAAAAAGACAAAGAGAAAAAAGAGCUUUCCAACAGCUAGAAUGGUUCGGGCCUAAAAGAAGACAAGAGCAACAUGAACCGUGAGGACCGGAAUGUGCUCCGAAUGAAAGAAAGAGAAAGGAGAAAUCAAGAAAUCCAACAGGGAGGAGGAGAGGCCUUUCCAGCUAAUUCCCCCCUCUUCCCUGAACCCUAUAAAGUUGUCAGCAAAGAAGAUAAACUGUCGAAUCGUAUCCAGAGCAUGCUGGGUAAUUACGACGAAAUGAAAGAACCCAUUGGUGACACACUUCCAAAGCUCGGAGGGAAACCUUCGAACAGCUCGUCUUCCUCUGAAGAGAAAUCUGGCCCGCCUUUAUUUGGCGGGGACCAGCGCAGUGUUGGUAGUGGUGGUGGGAGCCAGAGCAGUAAGUGGACUCCUGUUGGCCCAGCAGCGAGUGGGUCUUCAUCCCAAUCCCAGAAACGCUCUGGACUCCCUGGUGGACACAGCAGCCAGAGGAGCAACGGCGGCAGUAGCGGCAGCAGCAACAGUAGCCAAAGAGGUGAAGUGCGAGAAAAAAAGUCAAGUAAACACAGCGGAGGAUCAGAUCAUUCAAAGUCACACACAUCAAGUCCGGCCAAGGGUUCUCUGAGUUCCUCCAGCAGCCACUCGCGGAGCUCCUUGUCCACCGAGCAGCAUCACGGCAAGGAGCGCUAUCGUUCCAGAUCUCCAAGAGACAGAGAGGCCAACUGGGACUCCCCUUCACGGGUUCACACCACCUUCUCCAGUGGGCAGCACUCGAGUCAGACUUUUCCUCCUGCUCUCAUGUCCAAGCCCAACUCCAUGCUGCAAAAGCCCACAGCUUAUGUGCGGCCUAUGGAUGGGCAAGAAACUGCAGAAGCUAAGAGUUCUCAAAUGGAAAGCUACAGCGGACAGUCACACAGCAGCACCAUAGGAGAUGUGAAGCCCAACGGCAAGGCUUCGCUAACCAAACUCAAGAUCCCCUCACAGCCUGUAGAGGGCUCCGGUGAUCCAAACUGUGUUGAUGAAAUUCUGAAGGAAAUGACUCAGUCGUGGCCCCCUCCACUCACAGCCAUCCACACUCCCUGCAAAACCGAACCCUCCAAGUUUCCAUUCCCCACCAAGGAUACACAUGCCUUUUCAAGUGGAAACAAGAGAGGCAGCUCAUCUAAGAGCUCCAGCAGCCAACAGCCUAAAGACUGCAGCGACCCUCCCACUAUGCUGAAAGAAGAUUUGAUAGUAAGCAGCAGUGAAGACAGUGAUGGAGAACAAGAUGCCAAGAAUGCCUCAAGGAACACGUCAGCAAGCAAUAACAGCGAAGCAGCUGAACCAUCCAGGGAUGACUCCAGCAGCCACAGCGGCUCAGAGAGCAGCUCGGGCUCUGACAGCGAGAGUGAAAGCAGCACGACUGACAGUGAAGCUAACGAGCACCCACGACCUGCUUCUCCUGAACCUGAGCAACCCAUGGCCAACAAGUGGCAGCUGGACAACUGGUUCAAGAAGACCAAGUUCUCUCCCGCUUCCCCCGUAGACAAUAACGUCCCGUCAAAAUGUAAAAAAGAGAGCCGGGCAGCGCCGCCUCCAAGCAGGGACUUGCGAGCGCCGCAAAAAGGUGCAGAGGGCGGCCGUCAGAAAUCCCCCGCCCAGAGUAACGGCAGCACAAAUCCUCGGAACCGAGUGGGUAAAAAGCAGCCUAAAAAAUCAGAAAAGCUUCCUGUGGUGGAGGAACCAAAAGGGGGUCUAAAAGUGGAGAGUGAGCCAGCUCCAGAGAUACCUCCCCACCAACCCAAAGCUGCCACUAAGGGUUCCCGGAAGCCAAGCAUCAAAAAAGAGCCCAAAUCCUCACCCAGGCCCUCUGCGGCCACCGUUACCACCCCUACAGACAAACGCAAGACCAAGCCUCCGCAGUCUCGUGAAAUUAUUAGUACAGACUCCUCAUCGUCAGAUUCUGAGGGGAAUGACAGCAUCCUCUCCUCGUCACAGACGCCCAAAUACACAGAGAGUAUCAGGACCCCCGUGUGUGUGUUUUCUCCUGUGGAAGAGAAAGAGCUGCUGUCUCCUCUCAGUGAACCUGAAGAGCACUACCCCAUACGGCAGCCUCACCAGCAGGCGUUGCUCGUUAAGAUAGAUCUCAGCUUGCUGUCGAGGAUCCCAGGGCGGCCUUACAAGGAGCCUGUAGAGAUAAAAGUGGAGCGGGAAGACACUCAAGACCAAGACAGCAAGGACUUCAGUAAGCAGAGCAAGUCCAAGAGGAAACAUAAGAAUGACGAGGACGGCACAAAGCUGGAGAGUAAACGAUUCAAGUCAGAUGACAAGUCUCUAUCUCAUCAUAAAAACAGCAGUAAAGAGUCAAAGCGGCCUUUGGAGAAGAAAGAGGAGCCUGUCCCAUCUCCGUCUAUGUCAGGUCCUCAGCGGACAUCUAAGGGAGACCAUCCAAAUCGGAAGGGGACAGCCAGUCAGUCCUCCAGCUUGCUGUCAAGUGCGAACGGAAGCAGAAAAGAGGGGAGUCACAGCACGAAAAGCAGCUCCACCUCCAAACACAGAAAAGGAGAGGACAAGGGGCGCAGCACACGUGAUGGAAAGGCUGAUGAAAAAUUAUCAGUUAACCAGCUGGCUGUGCCUCCUCUCUCCACGGACGACUCCAAGUCCCAGAGAUCCAAGCUGGUUUUUGAAGACAGAGUUUACUCAGCUGAUCACUACUUACAAGAAGCCAAGAAACUCAAGCACAAUGCAGACGCACUGGUAAACCGUUUUGUGAAGGCAGUUUUCUACCUUGACGCUGUUGUUUCCUUCAUUGAGUGUGGCAAUGCUCUGGAGAAGAGUGCCCAGGAAGCCAAAUCACCUUUCCCAAUGUAUGCCGAAACAGUGGAGCUCAUCAAAUACACUAUGAAGUUAAAAAGUUACAUGGCCCCAGAUGCUACUACAGCAGACAAGAGGCUAGCUGUGCUUUGCCUCCGAUGCCAGUCUCUCCUCUACUUGCGGUUGUUCAAGCUGAGAAAAGACAGUGCACUAAAAUACUCAAAAACACUCACAGAGCACCUGAAGAAUUCUCUAAGUAACACCCAGGCUCCCUCUCCUGGAAUGGGAAAUAAGGCAGCCAGUAUGCCGUCUCCAGUGUCGCCCAAACUAUCACCAGGCACAGCAGUAGGUUACUCGUCUGUCAGCAGCAGCAGCAGUGCCAGCUCAUCGGUGACCAUACCGCAGCGUAUCCACCAGAUGGCUGCCAGCUACGUCCAGGUCACCUCCAACUUCCUGUAUGCCACCGAGAUCUGGGACCAGGCCGAGCAACUGUCCAAGGAGCAGAAAGAUUUUUUUCUGGAGUUGGACAAAGUGAUGGGUUCUCUGAUCUUCAACACCAGCAGCAUGACAGAACUGGUGCGUUACACUCGGCAGGGUCUUCACUGGCUGCGCCUGGACGCUAACCUAAUUCCCUAGCGAGGACACGUUCCCUGCAAGCUGCUUCCUCAAACCCACACACACCCUCAGACCUCAGCUUUUUGUUCACCUCUAGUCCUCCCAAGUAUGCUUACAUGUGGUUAGCCUCUCAGACUUCUCUCCAACACUGUGUUCAUUUUCUGCACCAGCUUGCCAAAAAAACUCAACUUAGGACAUCUCACCAUUCGGCAGCGCCACACAGUGACGUGCAUCAAAAGCUGCAACUGGAAUCAAAAGAGCUUGCAUCGCCUGGCUUCAUAUAUCGGCAUUCUUAUGAAAUUUUUAAAGACCUGGUUUUUAUCUUGGCAUAAAAACACUGGGUGCGUAAUUUAUUCUAAGUACACUAAAACUGGGAUUUUUAUUUUAAGGCUACUUUGGCUUUUUAACUUUUUAUUUGACUUUGUUUCACCAAAGUACCUCCCAGGAACACCAAAGGUGCUUUAAAAUGGACAUUUCUCUUUUAUCAUUUUUGUGCCUUGUAUGUGAGCUACAGGAAAACAGUCACCAAUAAUAUUUGGAACAACUUUUAUUUUUAUUGCUAUAGCCAGACUUUUGAUUGUUUAUAUAAUCAUUUGACUGCAACAAAGCUUAUACAAGUUGU